Messenger RNA from Sphaeroforma arctica JP610, 251 nucleotides. RefSeq lists its product as hypothetical. The transcript has 2 exons. NCBI's taxonomy places the organism in Eukaryota, Ichthyosporea, Ichthyophonida. The record is from RefSeq and is a predicted model, not a curated record. The annotation marks the transcript as partial.
AUGACCCGAGUGUCCCUAAAUCGAUUGCUUCCGCUCGACGGUCCCCUCCGUGGUCCAGCUGGUCGACUGCCAUUGAUGCAGAGCGCAACAACAACAAUCGCAAUGAGUUGGCGGAUAUCAUACCGCUUGAUCAGGUUCCCCCUACUACGUAUGACGAUCAUACAAACAAGCUUGAUGCACCAGUAUGCAUGCGAGCUUCGCCAUUUUCCGCCCAAUUCCGUCAUAUGUCUCAAGCGCGGCCUGUACGAUGA